This is a messenger RNA of Phycomyces blakesleeanus NRRL 1555(-), 1551 nucleotides long. RefSeq lists its product as hypothetical. NCBI's taxonomy places the organism in Eukaryota, Fungi, Mucoromycota, Mucoromycetes, Mucorales, Phycomycetaceae. Gene Ontology annotation, cellular component: cytoplasm; plasma membrane; cytosol. The record is from RefSeq and is a predicted model, not a curated record. Gene Ontology annotation, molecular function: protein-macromolecule adaptor activity; ubiquitin protein ligase binding. The transcript has 3 exons. The coding region runs from base 1 to 1551 and encodes 516 amino acids. Gene Ontology annotation, biological process: ubiquitin-dependent endocytosis.
AUGUACCUCAGCAUUCUCUCCCAAGAGACAUUGUCAUUCGAUCCUAUCAAGCCUAUUAUUCUCAGAGGAUCAAAUACUGAAGAUUCGUCAUCAAUCUUUUCCGGCAAUGUAGUAUUGACAUUAACCCGACCAGUAAAGAUUGCCUCCAUUUCAGUAACCUUAAAGUCCAUCUCGAGCACAUAUUGGCCCGAGGGGAUUGGCGCACGUGGAACUCGUUUGACAUCUGAGACAGCGCUUUUUGAGCAAAAGUUGCAAUUGGUGCCUUCAAAAAAUGAAACCCGGAAAGCCGUUCUCUUAAGUGAAGGCACACACCGAUUUUCAUUUGCCUUUGUAAUUCCGAACUCAUUUAUAGAAACUAUAGACGAUGUUUAUGGACGUGUACGCCAUGUGGUGGAGGCCCAGGUGUCUCGAACGGGUAUUCCUAUCUUGAAUAGUUGGAAGGCUCAACGACCAGUACUUGUGCUUCGAUGCUACAUGUCCAAUUCGCUUCUGGUCAAUAAUUCGAUCCAGGAUCUAUCUCGGACCUUUGAGAAGCACUUGGUUUCAGGUGAUAUUGAGGUGAUGAUUGAAGCUGCCGCCUUUUCAUCUGGCGAUCUCUUUUACAUCCGUGUCAUAAUUCAGCCUCAGCGCAAGCACACUCGCCUGGAGCAUAUGGAGGUCAAAGUGACUGAAUCUCGACGAUAUUGUGUGCCAGAGAUGAGAGCCUGGCGAACAAACCAAGACCAUAUGGAAAUGCCAUUUGCUGGUGCGACUAGGAUAUUUAGCAAUGGAGAAUCUGAAGGAGGAACUGGGGAUGAUAUGGACUCUUCAGAUGAAGUGCGUCAGGCGUUUGAAAAAGAUGGAAAUGGCAUUGACCUCAUCGACACUUUUGCCCACCGAAUUGCUUUUUCAACUCCUUCCUGCCAACAGAACCUUCAUCCGACAACCCAUUUCAAGGAAAUAUUGUUCCGACACCACCUGGAAAUUAAUAUCGUAGUUUCCUAUCCAGACGACGAUGGAAUGCCAGUUCUGAGUCGGGUGAAUAGUUCCAGCAGUAACAGAAGUAUUCAUUCACUCCACAGCUUUCACAGUAAUCCCGAACAGACCUCCUCGACCGACCACGCGUCUGGCCAACAGAACACUACUCAACAGGGGGUUAGCGGAGGCUGGCAAAACGUGUUUUUGAGGUUACGCAAAGCUCGCAAUGAAAAGGACGAUGUAGUAGAUGGACGUCGAAGGGAAACCAUUAUUCUCGAAACUCCCAUUACUGUAUUCGAUUGUCGUUUGAAAGAAGACUAUAGUCGGCUGCCAUCAUACUUUGAGCUGGGUGUAAAGCCACCGGAUAUCAACACCAUGCUCAAGUCCAAGAAUGGACUUGCUUCAAAUGAUAGUAGUAGUCAGUCAGUGCCACUCAAGGUGGACAGAACAAAGACUUACUACUGUCCAUGCUACUUUGACUUUUGCCGUCAAUUAGAAUUAGCAUCCCAGUGUCUACAUCUCCCAUAUGACCAGUCCCUGCCUAUCCUUGACAGAGUGCCUUCAAAACCACCACCAGAUUAUUUGGAUAUAUAA